CACCCACCACCAUGCUUAAACAUACCAACCUUGUUCUCAAGAUUCUGAUGGCCCUGAUAUUGGGCUGCGACUUUGGGCAGAACAGAAUCUCUUCCACCAGCAACUUUGCUGCCUCGACGACGUAUCUUGGACACCAUGCAACGAUCGCUUCGUUGACGGAACGAUUGAAACUGGACGGCAGUCUUCGUAUCGACAACGUCCACCAUGCAGCCAAAGAUUUCGGUAACAGAUACAGUAUCCUCCCUGCAGCUGUUCUAUACCCCAAAUCGGUUUCUGAUAUCUCCUCUCUUAUAAACUAUGUAUUCCAAAUGGGUCCCACGUCCGGGCUGACGGUUGCAGCCCGUGGACAUGGUCACUCGCUCGAAGGCCAAGCACAAGCCCAUCAAGGGGUGGUCGUAAACAUGGAAUCACUUGGGAAAUCUCAAGAAAUGCGGUUUCAUAUCAAAGGGGAGACUCGGCCUUUUGUGGAUGUUUCAGCUGGUGCGCUUUGGAUAGAUAUUUUGCAUGAGGGACUCAAAUACGGGAUGGCCCCGAAGUCGUGGACGGAUUAUCUUCAUCUAACAGUUGGUGGUACGUUAUCUAAUGCCGGAAUCAGCGGACAAGCUUUCCGACAUGGACCUCAGAUCAAUAAUGUCUACCAGCUAGAAGUUGUUACAGGGACAGGACAAGUAGUUACCUGUACAGAAGAAAUGAAUUCUGACCUCUUCUAUGGUGUUCUUGGAGGAUUAGGACAGUUUGGCAUCAUCACCCGAGCCCAGAUUUCACUUGAGCCAGCACCCAAAAUGGUCAAAUGGAUCAGAGUUCUUUACAUGGAUUUUGCUGCAUUUACAGAAGAUCAGGAGCAACUAAUAUCGUCUAAUAAUUCAUUCGAUUAUGUAGAAGGGUUUGUGUUGAUAAACAGAACCGGCCUCCUUAAUAACUGGAGAUCAUCUUUUAAUUGCAAAGAUCCAGUCCAGGCCAGUCGGUUUUUUUCUGAAGGGAAGACUGUCUUUUGCCUGGAAAUAGCCAAGUACUUUAAGGAAGAAGAUACUGAGAUCACUGACCAGAAAAUUGAAGGCUUAUUGUCGAAACUGAAUUACAAUGAAUCCACCCUCUUCAUAUCAGAAGUGUCAUAUGUCGAGUUCUUGGAUAGAGUUCAUGUGUCAGAAUUGAAACUGCAGGAGAAGGGGCUAUGGGAUGUUCCUCAUCCAUGGUUAAAUCUUCUUGUUCCCAAAAGCAAAAUCCACAUCUUUGCCAAUGAAGUCUUUGGGAACAUUCUCACUGAUACUAGCAAUGGGCCGAUACUCAUCUACCCAGUUGACAAAUCUAGGUGGAACACUAAAACAUCAAUGGUGACCCCAAAGGAGGAUGUUUUCUACCUGGUGGCAUUCCUAUCUUCAGCAAUGCCAUCUUCAACAGGAAAAGAUAGCUUAGAAUACAUUCUAAGCCAAAACAAAAGGAUUCUAGAUGUAUGUGAAACAGCUAAACUCGAUACCAAGCAGUAUCUGCCCCAUUACAGCACUCAGGAAGAGUGGAAAACACAUUUUGGCAGUCAAUGGGAAGUUUUUGUAAGAAGGAAAUUCACCUAUGACCCUCUAGCAAUAUUAACUCCUGGCCAGAGAAUCUUCCAAAAAGCAACCAGUUUUUUAUGACAACGACCACUUGUAUGAAUGCAACCACAAGUAUCCACGAUUCUAGCUCAAGUUAGACAUGCAUAAAAAGCUAUAAACUGAUUAAACUGUACAUAGCGAUUAGAAGUCUUUUUGUAAUUUGUAACAAUGGGAAGGCAUAUAACAUGGUAACUUUCCAUCAUGUUAGUUUUGAUAGUUGCAACAGAGAAUGAAAAUUUUACAUCAUUGGUAGAACAAUAAAAAUGAGAAGAUAUCAUAUAAAUAGUCCUCGUGUUCAUUAAC
Molecule: messenger RNA, 1892 nt
Organism: Cynara cardunculus var. scolymus (artichoke)
Lineage: Eukaryota; Viridiplantae; Streptophyta; Magnoliopsida; Asterales; Asteraceae
Product: cytokinin dehydrogenase 1-like
Exons: 5
Coding region: 12-1631 (539 amino acids)
Biological process (GO): cytokinin metabolic process
Molecular function (GO): cytokinin dehydrogenase activity; FAD binding
Source: RefSeq, a predicted model, not a curated record